Podarcis lilfordi (Lilford's wall lizard) is the source of this 1197-nucleotide messenger RNA. NCBI's taxonomy places the organism in Eukaryota, Metazoa, Chordata, Lepidosauria, Squamata, Lacertidae. The record is from the annotation of a GenBank genome assembly.
AUGAAUGUUGAGGCGGACAAUGCGGAAGAAAAAGCAGUCCAUUCGUGGUCAAGGAUCUCCUCUGCAGGACAGAAGGCCUUGGAAGAAGCUCUGCGAGUCUUCAACCCCAUGUCCAGGGACCUGUCUGACACGGAGACCCAGCUGGUAGCUUUUCUCCAAGGCCUCAGGGAGGAAGGCUACCAGCCCACCAUCCUCAGAAGCAAAGACGUUUAUGGGUACAUGUCGUGUACUGCCCGUAUGCCCGGUCAGGCAAAAGACAGCAUUCCGGACACUUCGAAAGCAGCUGCCCCUAUUUCGGAAUCCGCAAAGGCUCCGGCCCGAAGCACCGCGGUCGUGGCCAAGGUACCUGGCCCCUUAGCAGGCGUUACCGUAAGUUCUCCCGAAGACUCUGAAAAGCCAUUGCCGAAGAGCAGUAAUUCCACAAACCUCCUGUUGAACUCUUUGAAACGGACACGCUCAGGCACAUCGAAUGCAUCCGCUGUGGGCUUCCCUGCUCACAUGUACCCUGGCGUCUACCCGGCCAUGAGACUGUCUGUUGUGCUGGAAGCCUUGGUCCCUCUGAAAGCCACAGCCUCCUGCCUGGAGUCCAAAUGUGAACAAGGGCGCCUUGGGAUUUCGCCCUCGGACCUUAAGCUCCUCAAGGCAGCUGGGGCGUCCAGGCAGCCUCCGGCCAUCAAAGCUACUAAAAUGCCACCCGGUCAGUUGGACCCCAAAGGGUAUAGGCACGCGGCGAAAAAAGGACCGGACUCUGGCGCUCUGGCGGUGAGCCUCGUGAAAGGACCCAAGGGUGGGGUUCUGCAGGAGAGCAACGCUUGCAAAGCCUCCGGGGUUCUGAACGGCCGGCUUUCCGGAAGCGCCUCCCAGAGCUCCAGUACUGGGACGUCCAGGACGAAGGAGCCGCCCGCGGCCAAAACGGAACGGAGAGGUGGCGGCAGCCGCCAGGAGACGGCCGAGCAGAAGAGGAAAAGAGCGGAGGAGGGGAAGGAGUUGCCGCACAGGAAGAAAACGACUCCCGUCUCGCCUCCUGGCAAACCGGAUCUGGCGUCCGCGACGUUGAACCUGCUGAAGUUCCGGGCGAUCAAGGUGAACAGCUCUUCCGAUGACGAGUUGCGGAGGAGAGCACAGAAGAUCCUCCGGGUUAAUCUGUCCCCUGUCAUCAGAAUCCAGCCGUUGCCUCACUCCCGCAGCGUCCCUUGA